This is a messenger RNA of Marmota monax (woodchuck), 1760 nucleotides long. It is a transcript of the gene Nanos1, whose product is annotated as nanos C2HC-type zinc finger 1. NCBI's taxonomy places the organism in Eukaryota, Metazoa, Chordata, Mammalia, Rodentia, Sciuridae. The transcript has a single exon. The record is from RefSeq and is a predicted model, not a curated record. Gene Ontology annotation, molecular function: mRNA binding; zinc ion binding. Gene Ontology annotation, biological process: oogenesis; negative regulation of translation. Gene Ontology annotation, cellular component: perinuclear region of cytoplasm. The coding region runs from base 69 to 941 and encodes 290 amino acids.
CUCGGCGCGUCCCUUCCGUCCGGCCUGCGCCGGCGGCGGGGAGGCGGCGUGCGGCCCGCAGCCCGCCCAUGGAGGCUUUUCCCUGGGCGCCCCGCUCGCCCCGCCGUGGCCGCGCCCCCGCGCCCAUGGCGGUCGUGCCCAGUGCCCGCUACGUGAGUGCCCAGGGUCAGGCGCACCCGCAGCCCUUCAGCUCGUGGAACGACUACCUGGGGCUCGCUACGCUCAUCACCAAGGCGGUGGACGGCGAACCGCGCUUCGGCUGCGCCCGUGGCGAGGACGGCGGUGGCGGCUCCCCGCCCUCUUCGUCGUCCUCGUCCUGUUGCUCCCCCCACGCGGGGGCCGGGCCCGGGGGGCUGGGGCCGGCUCUGGGGCCGCCAGACUACGACGAGGACGACGACGACGACGACAGCGACGAGCCAGGGUCCCGGGGCCACUUCCUGGGGGGCGCGCUGGAGCUACGCGCGCUGGAGCUAUGCGCAGGCCCCGCCGAAAAUGGUCUGCUGGAGGAGCGCUUCGCCGAGCUGAGCCCGUUUGCAGGUCGCGCUGCCGCGGUGCUGCUGGGCUGCGCGCCCGCCGCCGCCACCACCCCCGAGGUGACGCCGCGAGAGGAGCGGGCCCCGGCGUGGGCGGCCGAGCCCCGACUGCAAGCUACCUCGGGGACAGCCGCCGCCCGGCUGCUCAAACCCGAGCUGCAGGUGUGCGUGUUCUGCCGGAACAACAAGGAGGCGGUGGCUCUCUACACCACCCACAUCCUGAAGGGCCCCGACGGGAGAGUGUUGUGCCCGGUGCUGCGUCGCUACACGUGCCCCCUGUGCGGCGCCAGCGGCGACAACGCGCACACCAUCAAGUACUGUCCGCUCUCCAAAGUGCCAGCACCGCCCGCCGCGCGUCUGCCGCCGCGCGGCGCUAGGGACAGCCUGCCAGGCAAGAAGCUGCGCUGAGGGCCCGGCGUCCAGUCUGCGGGCACCUGACGCUACUGCAUUCGCUGCCUGCCCUCCGUUUUGUUCUGCGAACGGUCUUUCCCUGUUUAUUGGUUGAGAUGCGGAGCUGUCAGCACUGGCUCAACCUGGAACGUCGUGAAGUCGGCUGUGCGGGAGUACUUCUGUCAAGCAGAUUGAGACUAGACGCUGAUUUUUUUUUUUUUUUUUUUUGGAGGGGGAUGGAUGAGGGGGACUGUUUCUAGUUUGCACACAUCCAGGACUGCGAAGAAGGCUGGAUGUGUAUUUCACUAAUUGAAUAUGGCAGCCGAGAGACGCUAUUUACUGUAUACGUCGACCUAUUUUAGAUGCGCGUCGGUAUGAAAUUAUCUCUAAUCUUGGGUGUUUCGUUUUAUGAAUGGAGGCACUUUACUAGGUCUAGUAUAUUUUUUUAAUAGCCUCUGAACUGAGCUUAAAACUGACAAUUUUAUGGAAUGUCAGCAAAAUGACUAUUUUAUUGUUUGAUGCGCUAUUUUAGUUGUCCUUAGUUAUAUUCUAAUUCCAGGUGAAGCAAUUAUAAGCAUUAUAAGAAGUGAAAUUUAGUUCUUUUCAGUAUUAAUUUGGGUGGGUAUUCCCUCCUUGUGGCUUGUUUCCGUCCUAACUGGAGGUGUAAAAUGCAGUCUGUAGCAGGUAGAAUACAGCUUCUUUUAUGUACCAGAUCUUUUAUUACUGAACUAGCAACUAGCCUUUUUCACCUUUAAAAACUGUGCCAAGUCAUAAUCAUAUUGUGUAUACACUUGGAGAUGGUGCUGUUUAAAAAAAAAAUUAUACAGUAUGAUUGCA